AUGCGACUGUAGAAUAACCGUCCUGUUGACCUUGAAAUUUUUUUUUUUUACUCCCCAUGUUGGUUAUCCAUAUAUUUUCUUUUGUUAUUAUUCUUUCUUUUUUUGUAAUAUGCAGAGUAAACGUUCAUUUGGCGACGCCUUCAUUUCAGAAGCCAAUGAAAAGAUAGUAUCACUUGUAGCUAAAGAGAAAGGCUUUCAAGGUAUUCAGCCACAAGCCUUAGCAUCCUUUUCUAACGCGUUGGGUUCUUAUAUUGAAACCAUGUUUACAAAAGCCCAUUUAUAUGCAGAACUUGGGAAUCGAUCUAAACCGAAUAUACACGAUAUUACAAGAUCCUUACAAGAUGCAGGGCUUGAUAUAGCUGCUUUUAAAGACUACUUGUACACACAACACCAAUAUACCAACAAAACCUCAUGCUUUAAAGUAAACAUAAAACCUUCUACAUUAGAACAGAUACCUAGUUUUUUACCAUCUGAUAAUGAAGAAUCUGAUGAAGAAGACAUGGAAGGACAAGAGGGAGGUGUGCCUGUCUAUGUUCCUCGUCAUUUACCUAGUUUUCCUAGUAAACAUUCCUUUCGACAAACACCUAUUUAUAUUGAUCGACCUGAUGAUCCACAAAAAGUAAGAGAAUUGAAUUCAGAACAAUCACGUACAGUAGAAGAAAAUCUCAAGAAACUCAUGUCUGCUGAAAACAAACUGCUUAAACAAUCCAACGGUGUUUCAAUGGACAUCUUUGAGACUUCAAACUUGGAACAAGGCAUGAUGAUGCCUAUUGUAAAUUAUGAAGUUUUUUUACAGCGAAGAAAAAAGCAGAAACAAUCAGGUACAACACUGAAUGUAGAAGGAUCUGAUGUACCUAAGCAAAACACUUCAGUGCAAGAAGAACAUCAAGAUGAGAUACCAACGCAAGAACAAGACAUGAAUCAUCAUUCUGCUUAAUAAAAAAAAUUUUUUUU
This is a messenger RNA of Gilbertella persicaria, 954 nucleotides long. RefSeq lists its product as uncharacterized. Gene Ontology annotation, biological process: transcription initiation at RNA polymerase II promoter. Bases 110 to 937 code for a protein of 275 amino acids. The record is from RefSeq and is a predicted model, not a curated record. NCBI's taxonomy places the organism in Eukaryota, Fungi, Mucoromycota, Mucoromycetes, Mucorales, Choanephoraceae. Gene Ontology annotation, cellular component: transcription factor TFIID complex. Gene Ontology annotation, molecular function: protein heterodimerization activity. The transcript is spliced from 3 exons.